Molecule: messenger RNA, 1270 nt
Organism: Dendrobium catenatum
Lineage: Eukaryota; Viridiplantae; Streptophyta; Magnoliopsida; Asparagales; Orchidaceae
Product: aquaporin SIP1-2
Exons: 3
Coding region: 269-994 (241 amino acids)
Biological process (GO): transmembrane transport
Cellular component (GO): membrane
Molecular function (GO): water channel activity
Source: RefSeq, a predicted model, not a curated record
CAGCUUUCCAGUGAUUAGGUGCUUAUGGGUAAUCCGUAAAUGCUAAAAUAAGCAUUUUUAUUCCAAAAGAUAAGACCGGAGAACGCUAGAGGCGAUAGAGAUUCUCGCAUCCCAAUUCCGCGCGAUUCUUGUUCGCUUCCUCGUCUUUAUCCGCGCUGAAUCAAAGCCGGCUUCGAGGUGGAUUCAAGAGUUUCUCAUAGUCAUUCCAUCCAUUCUGUGGAUUCAGACUUAGGGUGCAGUGAGACGCAAUUUAGGUUUUUUAUACAAAAUGAGCGCGAUAAAGGCCGCCAUUGGCGAUGCAUUCAUCACCUUCGUAUGGAUGAUGUGCAUUUCCACCAUCGGUGCCUUCACCUCCAUCAUCUCCUCGGCUUUACAACUCCAGGGCGUUGUCGCCAGCCUCGUUAUCACCACGGUCUUCAUAGCCAUCUCCGUUUUCGUCUUUAACAUUGUCUCUGAGAUCUUGGGUGGGGCCAGCUUUAACCCUACCGGAAACGCUGCCUUCUAUGCCGCAGGCAUCAGCGGUGACUCCCUCUUCUCCAUGGCCCUCCGCUUCCCUGCACAGGCCGCUGGAGCUGUCGGAGGCGCACUGGCUAUCGUUGAGCUGAUGCCAUCGCAGUACAAGCACACGCUCAUCGGUCCGUCGGUGAAGGUGGAUCUGACAACGGGUGCAAUUGCAGAAGGGGUGUUGACCUUCCUCAUAACAUUUGCCGUUUUGUGGAUAAUGAUCAAGGGGCCGGUAAAUUCAUUAGUUAAAACAUUAAUGCUUUCUGUUGCUACUGUGGCCUUGAUUGUUGCUGGUUCUGGGUAUACUGGGCCAUCAAUGAAUCCUGUCAAUGCAUAUGGCUGGGCUUAUAUCAAUAACCAGCACAACACAUGGGAACAUUUUUAUGUAUAUUGGAUCUGUCCCUUCAUUGGUGCCAUUCUUGCUGCUUUGGUUUUCCGGUUCCUAUUCCCCCUCCCUUUGCCGAAAGCCAAUAAGGACAAAAAGGCUUGAGAAAAGAACCUCGAAUCACACAUAAAGAGAAACUAGCUUUCCAAAGUUCUGCAACAGGCAAUAAGCCUCUGUGUAAAUUGUCUAUUUAUUAUGAACUUAGUGCUAUUUUGGAGGUAUCAGCUUUGUCCAACAUCUCAUAUUAUUGUGUGCUUACAUUUUUCAUAAGUUUGUUGUUAUGAUACAUUCUAACCGGCUAAAUUAGCCAUUUCCUUUUAAUAAUGAAGGGGAAUAUUGUAGGGUAACGAGGAAAGGAAAAGAUGCUUGUCUGUUCUUUUU